Cyphomyrmex costatus is the source of this 2664-nucleotide messenger RNA. RefSeq lists its product as uncharacterized. The coding region runs from base 1 to 2664 and encodes 887 amino acids. The transcript has 3 exons. The record is from RefSeq and is a predicted model, not a curated record. Lineage: Eukaryota; Metazoa; Arthropoda; Insecta; Hymenoptera; Formicidae.
AUGGACAAGCUUAAGCAGAUCCUUUCGUUACAAACCACUAUUUUUAGUAGACGUUAUAACUGCUUAAAGACAAAGAAAAAUGAUAACGACGAUUUUGUCACGUAUGCAGGCAUAGUCAAUAGGAAUUGUGAGGAUUUUCAAUUCACAGAAUUAGGACCUGAACAAUUUAAAUGCUUAGUUUUCAUUUCAGGUCUACAGGCAACUAAAGAUUUUGAAAUUAGAGCGAGAUUAUUACGUAAACUAGAAACACAUUCUACUGACAAUCCGGUCACACUACACGACCUAGUAAAUGAAUGUCAACGAAUUGUGUCACUUAAAAUGGACACGGCAUUAGUAGAGAAACCAGCGCAAUCUAACGUACAUAAAGUUGAACGCAAAAAGCAAGGUUUUUCUAAGAGCGCUAAAGACAAGUUACAAUCCAAAGCAUCAGGCAUACCAAAGUUUCCAUGCUGGAAUUGUGGUUGUAUGCACUACGCUAAAUAUUGCGACUAUCUCAAGCAUGAAUGCAGUACUUGCAAAAAGAUAGGUCACAAGGAAGGAUAUUGCAAUAGCGCCCGAAAGCCGAAAAUCAAUACCAAAUCAGAGAAAAAGUCUGAGAAGAAAUUAGACGAUCAACGUACAGCAAAAUCUAAUGUUGUCAUCUCUGUAAAUCAGAUUCAAUUUCAAAAUAAGCGGAAAUUUAUCACAGUCAAAAUUGAUGAACAAGAAGUUAAACUUCAAAUUGAUACAGCUUCAGACAUAACGCUUAUUUCUCAAGAGACUUGGCAACUACUUGGGAAACCAACAACAAAGGUAUCAUCGAUGUCAGCAUACAAUGCAUCUGGUGAUCCAUUAGAAAUAAUUCAGGAGAUGGAAUGCGAUGUCACGCUAAACGGAGUAACAAAAAAAGGGAAAUGCUACAUCACUAAAGUGCCAGGACUGAAUUUAUUUGUUAAGUCACAAUUAACAGAUGAGCAUGUUGAACAAUUAAUCACAAAAUUCCCUAAAGUAUUCAAAAAGGAGCUAGGACUAUGCACCAAAACAGAGGUAAAACUACAUUUAGUACCGGGGAUUAAACCGACAUACAUCCAGAAACGCCUUGUUUCAUAUGCUGCACUACCUAAGAUUGAUGCCGAAUUACAACGUCUCGAGAAACUAAAUAUCAUUGAGAAGAUUGAUUUUUCAUUAUGGGCAGCACCUAUUGUAGCGGUCAACAAACCUAACGGGAAAAUUCGCUUAUGUGCAGACUACUCCACUGGAUUAAAUGCAGCGUUACAGCCAAACAAACAUCCGCUACCACUUCCUGAUGACAUUUUCGCCAAAUUAGCGGGUAACAAAUGUUUCACGGUAAUCGAUUUCUCGGAUGCAUAUUUUCAAUUGGCAGUGAAUGAAGAUUCGCAAGAACUAUUAACCAUCAAUACGCAUCGCGGGUUAUUUAAAUUUAAGAGAUUGCCAUUUGGUGUCAAAUCUGCACCAGGAGCUUUUCAACAGAUUGUUGAUGCAAUGAUAGCUGACAUGCCCUUCGUUAGCGCAUAUUUAGAUGAUAUAAUAAUAUGCAGCAAGACAGCGACAGAACACAUGGAUCAUCUAACUAAACUAAUACAAAGAAUUGAGGACUACGGAUUCGCAUUAAGCUCCGACAAGUGCCAAUUCUUUACAAAGCAAGUGAAAUUCCUCGGACACAUUAUUGAUGAACAGGGACUACAACCUGACCUCGACAAAAUCAACUGUAUCAGGAAAAUGCCACCACCUAACAAUAUCAGCGAACUUCGAGCAUUUCUCGGAGCCAUUAAUUACUAUGGAAAAUUCGUAUACAAGAUGCAACAAUUGAGAGGGCCACUGGAUCAAUUACUGCGGAAAGAUACAGCCUGGAACUGGUCUCCCCGAUAUCAACAGGCAUUUGAACAACUCAAAGAGGUGUUGCAAAUGGCAGCGGACGCAUGUAACACAGGCAUAGGUGCAGUAAUAUUCCAUGAAUAUCCUAACGGCAGUCGGAAAGCCAUCUAUCAUUCAUCAAGAACUCUCACCGAGGUUGAAAGAAACUACAGUCAAAUUGAAAAGGAGGCUUUAGCACUCAUAUUUGCAGUCAUCAAAUUUCAUAAAUUAAUUUUCGGGAAGAAAUUUAUUCUAGAGACUGACCAUAAACCUUUAUUACACAUCUUCGGAAACAAAAAAGGCAUUCCAGUGUACACAGCAAAUAGAUUACAAAGAUGGGCAUGUACAUUAUUAUUAUAUGAUUGCGAGAUCAGAUACAUUUCCACGGAUUCAUUUGGUUAUGCUGAUUUCUUGUCAAGAUUAAUCAACUCACGAGCACAACCAGACGAAGAAUCAAUUAUUGCCGUAACUCAUAUGGAAGCGACAGUGAAACAAAUUCAACAAGAGUCAAUCAAGGCGCUAACAGUAACGUUUGAGGACAUUCAACAUGGAACCAAGAAUGAUUUAAUUCUUCAAUCAGUAAUCAACUACCUAAACCAUGGUUGGCCGUCAAACAAGAAAGACAUCACUGAAGACAUUCAACCGUACCACAUUAGACGCAACGAAUUAUUAAUGGUAAACGGCAGCUUAAUGUUAGGUGAACGCGUGAUAAUACCUCCAGAAUUACGCAAUAAAGUUCUUCGUCAAAUACAUAAAGGACAUCCAGGAAUGGAAAAAACCAAAGCAAUAGCAAGAAGCUACGUCUACUAG